AGCCCAAGUUGGAGCCCCCCCCCUCCACCAUGUCACCUGGAGAAAAACUGGACCCGCUUCCUGACACGUUCAUCCUGCAGCCGCCAGUCUUCCACCCGGUGGUUCCUUAUGUCACGACAAUUUGGGGCGGCCUGCGAGCGGGCAAGAUGGUCGUGCUCCAGGGAGCGGUCCCUCUAAACGCACGCAGGUUCCAGGUGGACUUCCAGUGCGGCUGCAGCCUGCACCCCCGGCCAGAUAUCGCCAUCCACUUCAACCCUCGCUUCCACACCACCAAGCCGCACGUCAUCUGCAACACCCUGCGCGGCGGGCGCUGGCAAGCCGAGGCCCGGUGGCCCCAUCUGGCCCUGCCGAGAGGAGCGAGCUUCCUCAUCCUCUUCCUCUUUGGAAAUGAAGAGAUGAGGGUGAGUGUGAAUGGAAAGCACUUUCUCCAUUACCGCUACCAACUCCCGCUGUCUCGUGUGGACACCUUGGGCAUAUAUGGAGAUAUCUUGGUGACGGCCGUUGGAUUUCUGAACAUCCACCCAUUUGUGGAGGGCGGUAGCGAGUAUCCGGUUGGACACCCUUUCCUGCUGAAGAGCCCCAGCCUGGAGGUGCCCUGCUCGCGUGCCCUUCCCCAGGGUCUCUGGCCCGGACAGGUCAUCAUAGUGAGGGGGCUGGUCUUGCCAGAGCCAAAAGAUUUCACGCUCAGUCUGCUGGACGAGGCCGCCCACGUUCCUGUGACGCUCCGGGCUUCCUUCGCCGACAGAACUCUGGCCUGGGUCUCCCGCUGGGGCCGGAAGAAACUGAUCUUGGCCCCCUUCCUCUUCUACCCACAGCGAUUCUUCGAGGUUCUGCUCCUAUGCCAAGAGGGAGAGCUGAAGCUGGCGCUCAGUGGGCAGGGCGUGGGGGCCACCAGCCUGGGCCAGCAGGCCCUGGAGCGGCUGCGGGAACUGCGAAUCAGUGGCAGCGUCCAGCUCUACUGCGUCCACUACUGAGGAGGGAUCCAGAGGCCAAGCCAGAGAAGAAGAGGGCCAGCCUAUAGCCGGGGCCCCACCAGAUGGCCCCACUCUCCUACCCUCAUUAAAAUCUCCACCUGUCAACAUGGUGUCAGGCCUGGCUCACUUCUGAAACCAGGAGCCUGAGUCUGCAGGUGCUUUGGACCCCACAGCAGAAAGGGGGCACAAGAGUGUGAAGGCUCCAGAAACUCUGCAGUUCCCUCCACCAGGAGCCUGGGAUUUGGCCCUGCCUUCCUUCAGGGCCUAGACAAGGAGGUGGGCUUUGUAGCCUAAUGAAGAUACUCCAAAA
Messenger RNA from Physeter macrocephalus (sperm whale), 1284 nucleotides. RefSeq names its product galectin 12 (gene LGALS12). The record is from RefSeq and is a predicted model, not a curated record. Gene Ontology annotation, biological process: negative regulation of type II interferon production; negative regulation of CD4-positive, alpha-beta T cell proliferation; intrinsic apoptotic signaling pathway. Gene Ontology annotation, cellular component: nucleus; cytosol. The coding region runs from base 30 to 974 and encodes 314 amino acids. The transcript is spliced from 9 exons. Gene Ontology annotation, molecular function: lactose binding; galactoside binding. Lineage: Eukaryota; Metazoa; Chordata; Mammalia; Artiodactyla; Physeteridae.